AUGCCCCCUGCCCCGAUCGUGAUCGUGCCGCUCUACAUCUACCCGCUCCCUGGGUCGUGGGACCCGCUGGUCCUCGCCGCUAAAGCCCACCCCAGCGUGCAGUUCAUUGCCAUCGUCAACCCCUCCAGCGGGCCAGGGCCCGACCCCCUCCCCGACACGAGCUACCAGGCGGCCAUUACCUCGCUCCUCGCCGUCACCAACAUCUCGGUGGUCGGCUACGUGCACUGCUCGUACUGUGCGCGCGAUUCAGCGGCAGUCAAGGCCGACAUCGACCGCUAUGCCGGGUGGGAGACUGCAUCCAAGGGCUUGCUCCGUGUCCAGGGCAUCUUCAUCGACGAGGCUCCCUGGAACCCAGAUCUCCGGGGACACUUGGCAGCGUAUGCACACUACAUCCGAUCGGCGCGGCUCCGGCGCGCAGUGACCGCGACAGCGCCGCCUACCCUAGAAGCUGCGGCGCCACCCCGCAAAGGCCCUCUUGUGAUCUACAACCCUGGGACGGUCGUUGCGCGGGGGUACGUCGAGGACGCCGACCUCGUCGUCGUGUUUGAGCAGUCGGCAGUCCAGUUUGCCGAGUGGUUCCUGCAUCACGGUGUCGCGGAGAUCCCCGCCCCCUUGCGCCACAAGUGCGUCGCCAUGGUGCACUCGGUCAGCGGCGGCGCUGGGGGCGCCGUCGGGAUCCUCGAGCAAGUUCGGCAUCUCCGUCUCGGCGGUGUCUAUGUCACGCAUCAGCUUGGCGGCGGCUACAACGAGUGGCCGGAGGCGUGGGACGAAUUGGCAGGUGCCGUUGUGUGA
Molecule: messenger RNA, 792 nt
Organism: Vanrija pseudolonga
Lineage: Eukaryota; Fungi; Basidiomycota; Tremellomycetes; Trichosporonales; Trichosporonaceae
Product: Spherulin-4
Exons: 1
Coding region: 1-792 (263 amino acids)
Source: RefSeq, a predicted model, not a curated record